AAGUUUUCCUGUGGUUCUAAUGGUUAUCAGGAGUUACGAAAGCAAAAUAUGCCUUUACCGUGCGAACGUACACUCCGAAGAAAAUUAGAACAUAUUCAAUUUGAAGAAGGAAUUUGUGACGAUAUCUUUAAGUUGUUAGAAGACAAGAUAUCUCAGUUUCAAGAUGUUAGAGAAAGAGAUUGCAUUCUUGUAUUAGACGAAAUGUCUAUUGCACCAGGUGAAAGUGUUGAAGCUACGCAUGGUUUGAUUAUUGUGCUUGCUGGAAUAUUUUCACGUUGGAAACAAAAUAUUGCUUUAUAUUUUACACCUGAAAGUUAUGAUGGAGCAUUGCUACACCCUAUCGUGCUUGAAAUUAAUCAAAAAGCUGAAUCCAUCGGACUUUAUGUACAUAGCGUUGUGGUCCCAAACGAUAUGGGACCAAAUAAUUUAGCGAUGUGGCGUACAUUCCGUGUUGGUUUUGCCGGACGCCAUUUACUAAUAACGAACUCAAUUAUCCAUCGUGUAGAUAAUAAUCGGAAGCUUUGGUUUAUCGCUGAUACUGGCCAUCUGUUAAAGAAUUUAAAAUACUGCUUGCUUAAUAACAAAACCAUUACCUUGCCUGAGAAAUUCACGAAUGCUAAUAAUCUUUCGUCUUCUGUGGUUUAUUGUUCGCAUUUAGAAGAACUGGCUGAACUUCAAGAAAAUUUACAACUAAAAUUAACUUCGAAAAUAAAAGUAGAUUAUUUUUCAAGUAGUACUUUUCAGAAAAUGAAAGUCAAUAAAGCUAAGAAUUUUUUUUCUCGCGAUGUUAGUGGCAGUCUAAAAUUUAUAACGACGCAAGAUCCUAAAAAAGAGUAUCAGACGACAGCCUUGUUCAUUGAAAUCAUUUCAAAAUGGUUUACGGUGAUGACUUCACAUACUCCAAACCUCGCAUUGAGAAAACUUCCACGUGAUGAAGUAUCUAAAAAUAAAUUUGAACAAACAAUAGCAUUUUUAGAAUCUAUUAUAGACAUUUUCCAAGAAAUGUUAGUUGGAAACGGUACGCAAUUUAAUCCUGCAACGUGGAGUCAUUAUUACCACCAAGUCAGUCAUUGAAUUAUCGACGUAUUUAAUUAGUGAAAAAGGCUAUGAAUAUGUCUUGGGUGGCCGAUUAACGUCAGACUGUGUUGAAAAUAUUUUCUCUUGCGUUAGAGCUAAACAACCUAGCCCAAAUGCAUUACAAUUUAAACAAAAUUUGAAGAUUAUUGCAAUUUCAACAUAUUUAAAGCCAGUAGGUAACUCCAGCUAUGAAGAGGAUGAUAGGAUUAUUGCUGGUGAUUUUUUAAGUAAGCCCAAAACAAAAGAAAUUAAAAGAAAGCUGCCACUUGCCUCUGACAACUUGUCCACAAAGGUGAUAAACUUAGGAAACAUUGAAAUGAAUGUAUUAUACAACAUCGCCGGAUGUAUUCUUUCCCGUAUUUCCAAAUAUAAUGUUACAUGUCAAUCAUGUUUAAAGUCCGCUGGAUCUCCCACAUAUAAACCGAUCUCAAAUUUUGCAAUAUUUGUACAAUUAAAAUGUUUUAAACGUAAUACGUUAUUUUUUGUCAAUAGCGGAACAUUUUAUUACUUUCACCAGAUGGAAAUUGUCUUUAGGCAAUAUCUUCCAUAUUUUAUAAAUAAUUUUGAUGCAACAAGUUUUGAUUUAGUAAAUUUUUUUAAGGAAAAACUGCAGUGCAUUCAAUGUGAUGUUUUGAAAAACUGUCACAAUA
Messenger RNA from Harpegnathos saltator (Jerdon's jumping ant), 1727 nucleotides. RefSeq lists its product as uncharacterized. The coding region runs from base 49 to 1074 and encodes 341 amino acids. The transcript is spliced from 2 exons. The record is from RefSeq and is a predicted model, not a curated record. Lineage: Eukaryota; Metazoa; Arthropoda; Insecta; Hymenoptera; Formicidae.